UGUUGCACUUUGUAUUGUUGGGGCAAAUCUCGCACAAAAUCGCGUUCGUUCCGAAUCCCGUUCCUCUUUCAACUAGCCUCCAAGAUGCCUACCAAGAAGUCGAAGACCAGGAAACUCCGAGGACAUGUCAGCCACGGACAUGGUCGCGUUGGCAAGCACAGGAAGCAUCCUGGAGGUCGUGGUAAUGCUGGUGGCAUGCAUCAUCACAGAAUCAAUUUCGACAAAUACCAUCCAGGAUACUUUGGUAAGGUGGGCAUGAGACAUUACCACCUGAAGAGGAAUACCUCCCACUGCCCUACCAUCAACCUGGACAAGCUGUGGACACUGGUGAGCGAGCAGACCAGGAUCAACUACAGCAAGAAGCCCGAUGGACCUGCCCCCAUCAUUGAUGCUGUGCGCGCUGGCUAUUACAAAGUCCUGGGCAAAGGCAAGCUGCCCAAGCAGCCUGUGAUCGUCAAGGCCAAGUUCUUCAGCCGACAGGCUGAGGAGAAGAUCAAGGCAGUGGGAGGAGCCUGCGUGCUGAUGGCAUAACGAUCUUGUCUGUGUGUUUUUGCAGAAAUAAACUGUAUAAAUGGAAA
Messenger RNA from Pelmatolapia mariae (spotted tilapia), 578 nucleotides. It is a transcript of the gene rpl27a, whose product is annotated as ribosomal protein L27a. Gene Ontology annotation, biological process: translation. The record is from RefSeq and is a predicted model, not a curated record. Bases 85 to 531 code for a protein of 148 amino acids. Gene Ontology annotation, molecular function: structural constituent of ribosome. Gene Ontology annotation, cellular component: cytosolic large ribosomal subunit; ribosome. The transcript is spliced from 5 exons. Lineage: Eukaryota; Metazoa; Chordata; Actinopteri; Cichliformes; Cichlidae.